This is a messenger RNA of Otolemur garnettii (small-eared galago), 2174 nucleotides long. It is a transcript of the gene SLC38A1, whose product is annotated as solute carrier family 38 member 1. The record is from RefSeq and is a predicted model, not a curated record. Gene Ontology annotation, biological process: L-glutamine transport; amino acid transmembrane transport. Lineage: Eukaryota; Metazoa; Chordata; Mammalia; Primates; Galagidae. Bases 438 to 1901 code for a protein of 487 amino acids. The transcript has 17 exons. Gene Ontology annotation, molecular function: L-glutamine transmembrane transporter activity.
AGCAAGGCGCGGCCGCCAGCAGUGACACCAUGUGACGGGGCACGGCUCAGUGACACGCAGCUUUGGUUAAAGAGCGGGCGCGCAGGAGGGGAGAAGUCGCGGCACCGGGAGGAAUGGCCUGACUAUUCCGCUUUAAACCAUCACGAGCCAUGGAUGCGGAAGGGCCACGCGGCCCCCGGUAGGAGGAUGUCUAGGCUUCGAGACCCUCAGCGCCCGCGCAUGUCGAUAGAUUUACUGAGCAUCUGCUGUGCGUUGGGAGCUUUAUCUAUGUGUGUAGAACCCCCCUGGAAGACCAUACAACAAUAUAUAUACACUGAUCGUCUCUGCUUGCUGAGAUAACAGGUGUGCCAAGCUUAUAUUGUUGCUGCUAUCUACUGAAUACACGCAGAACAGGAGAAAUUUGGACUCAUUUUUUGGACUACAGAUACUGUCUAAUCAUGAUGCAUUUUAAGAGUGGACUUGAGCUGACUGAGUUGCAAAACAUGACAGUGCCUGAGGACGAUAACAUUAGCAAUGACUCCAACGAUUUCACCGAAGUAGAAAACGGUCAGAUAAAUAGCAAGUUUAUUUCUGAUCGUGAAAGUAGAAGAAGUCUCACAAACAGCCAUUUGGAAAAAAAGAAAUGUGAUGAAUAUAUUCCAGGAACGACCUCCUUGGGCAUGUCUGUUUUUAACCUAAGCAAUGCCAUCAUGGGCAGUGGGAUUUUGGGCCUCGCCUUUGCCCUGGCAAACACUGGAAUCCUACUUUUUCUGAUACUUUUGACUUCUGUGACAUUGCUGUCUAUAUAUUCAAUAAACCUUCUAUUGAUCUGCUCAAAAGAAACAGGCUGCAUGGUUUAUGAAAAGCUGGGAGAACAAGUCUUCGGCACUACGGGGAAGCUCGUAAUCUUUGGGGCUACCUCUCUACAGAACACUGGAGCAAUGCUGAGCUACCUCUUCAUAGUAAAAAAUGAACUACCCUCGGCCAUAAAGUUUCUAAUGGGAAAGGAAGAGGCAUUUUCAGCCUGGUACGUGGAUGGCCGCGUUCUGGUGGUGAUAGUUACUUUUGGCAUAAUUCUCCCUCUGUGUCUCUUGAAGAACCUCGGGUAUCUUGGCUAUACUAGUGGAUUUUCCUUGAGCUGUAUGGUUUUUUUCCUAAUAGUGGUCAUCUACAAGAAAUUUCAAAUUCCCUGCAUUGUUUCAGAGCUAAACUCAACAACAAGUCAUAAUGCAACAGAUAGUGACAUAUGUACGCCAAAAUAUGUUACCUUCAAUUCAAAGGUAAGUUUUGCUUUACCAACCAUCGCAUUUGCGUUCGUCUGCCACCCAUCAGUCCUGCCAAUUUACAGUGAGCUGAAAGACCGAUCACAGAAAAGAAUGCAGAUGGUUUCAAAUAUCUCCUUUUUUGCCAUGUUUGUUAUGUACUUCUUGACUGCCAUCUUUGGCUACUUGACAUUUUAUGAAAACGUGCAGUCAGACCUCCUGCACAAGUACCAGAGUAAAGACGACAUUCUCAUCCUGACGGUGCGGCUGGCUGUCAUUGUCGCGGUGAUCCUCACUGUGCCGGUGUUGUUUUUCACGGUUCGUUCAUCUUUAUUUGAACUGGCUAAAAAAACCAAGUUUAAUCUAUGUCGGCAUACUGUGGUUACCUUCAUACUCUUGGUUAUCAUCAACUUGUUGGUGAUCUUCAUACCCUCCAUGAAGGACAUCUUCGGCGUUGUGGGCGUUACGUCUGCUAAUAUGCUCAUUUUCAUUCUUCCUUCGUCUCUUUAUUUAAAAAUCACAAACCAAGAUGGAGAUAAGGGAACUCAAAGAAUUUGGGCUGCCCUUUUCUUGUGUCUGGGUGUGCUGUUCUCCUUGGUCAGCAUUCCCUUGGUCAUCUAUGACUGGGCCUGCUCAUCGAAUGGUAAAGAAGGCCAUUGAGACCAACUGAGGAAAGACAACAUUCCUGUCAUCAUCUACUCAGUCAAGUCUCCAUACAUCAGCCACUUCUCAUCACUUCUUUUGCAAGUUUACAGAAGCAAACAGAAAUUUUCACAAUGCUUAAGAUGGAGUAACACUUUGAUCACAAAAUAGAGACCUAUGUCUAUAAUGGGUCAUGUCCCUCCAAGAUUUGGGAUCAAUUUAGAGAUUGGAAAUUUUUUUCUUCAAAUUUCAUUAAAUUGUAUUUUAUAGUACUUUCCACAAUCAAUUAUU